GCGCAGUUUGAGACCGUAUUUCAAUGAAUGUGUAUAUAGUUUUGUCUUUCCUCGCCGUACUCGGCGUUUCCUCGGAUAGAGUAAAGCUACGUGUUGCUACUUGGAACCUGGACGGAUUAAAUGAUCCGGUCCCAAAUCUCGCCGCCUUACUCGGCAUCGAUAAAGCGGACUGCAAUACUUAUCCAGACAUGAUCUUCCUCGCCAUACAGGGAAUUACGAGAGAAAAAUUCAAUGGCAAUUGGAAAACAGCAGUAAACGACGCAUUGAAAAGCAAGCUUUACAGAUUGUACGGAUCGCUUCAGCAUCAAGACAUCGGUCAUUUCAUUGUUUGCCACGAAGAUCAUUUCAGCAAAUUUGCAGGUACAAGAAAGGACCUUUACACACCAUCCAAGGAUUCAAAGUCUAUCAUGGUGCACUCUUGUUUCGCUUGGUGCGAAAUGAAAUUCACCAUCAUCCAUGGCCAUGUGCCAAGCAGUGAGGACGACUCAACCUAUUACCAAACUUUGAAAGAAAAAAUUGACGCCAACAGUAAUUACAAUUACAAUUUCAUUCUCGGAGAUCUAAAAGAUUUCGUGAGCAAACUACCCUCGGAUGGAUGGGUCGAACAGACCGGCACCACACGGACUACAACACCUAAUCUAAGCCCACCUCAAGGGACGAACAGAGUUCUGUAUAAAUCGAAUCGUAAAGUCGAACUUCUGGCGUACGAAAAGGUUAAUAGUUACACCAGUUCAACUCAUCAACCAGUCAUGGCUGAAUAUUAUGUCCAUUUUAAUACUGAAAAACCUCCGCCAACGGAUUUUGGCGUGUAUAAACCAUAAAAUAAACAUUUAUUUUCAAUCAA
Molecule: messenger RNA, 844 nt
Organism: Cimex lectularius (bed bug)
Lineage: Eukaryota; Metazoa; Arthropoda; Insecta; Hemiptera; Cimicidae
Exons: 4
Coding region: 24-821 (265 amino acids)
Source: RefSeq, a predicted model, not a curated record